Messenger RNA from Xyrichtys novacula (pearly razorfish), 7670 nucleotides. The record is from the annotation of a GenBank genome assembly. NCBI's taxonomy places the organism in Eukaryota, Metazoa, Chordata, Actinopteri, Labriformes, Labridae.
GGGACCUCGCGUUUUACAUUCCUGGCAUUCCGACCUCAGUCCCUCCUCGGUUACUUAUUAUCGCCGCCUGCUCUCCUCACAAUCAUUUCACAGCAAGAGAGCGAGGCAGCCCGUCCGGGGGAGGACGAUGAGACACGUUUGACUCGAGAAAAACUCACUCAAGUGGAAUUACUUUUGUACUUUUGUCAUUUUUGUACCUAAAAGAGCCAGGAACAACCUUUGGUUACGAUGAGAGCGUGAGCUGGUAAGUCGAGCGUCUUUUUCUGCCUUUUCUACGACGUAAAGACGGACAAAAUGUAAAUACAGUAGCGAACUAGAGCUUUCUUGUUUAAUAGAUUGAAAGUAAAAAGAGUUUUUGUGGGUUGAAAGGCUAUUUGUAGUGUUUUAAAACCGCAAACUGCGCUCUAAGAGUAAAGAUGAAGUUAUUUUACUGUGCGGUUUUGGGAGCUUUUGCUCCCCCGUGAGAUCGGAAUUUUUGGCGCAUGCUGCUUCAGCCUGCUGUGAAAAAUGUGUCCACAGUUCUGUGUUGUCGCUAUUGGGAAGCUUUCUUAAGGAUAUGCUGUUUUCACAUUAUACUCAAACUAAAACCAUGUUUACAGAGCUUGUUAUGAUUUUAAAUAAGCAUAAGGACAGCAUGCCUUAUACUGCAUGUUGCAAGUGUUACUGUUAUUGCCAAAGGCCUUGAUGGUUGAUGGACAGGCUCCAUUCAUCUGCAUGUGACUGAAUUAAUACCUUCUCCUAACUGUUGACUGUUUUGUGCUGUGUAUAUUAACCCUUCCUUCUCAAAGUGACUAUUUUAAUCUGCUCUGUUUCAGGUGCACAGCUGAUUUUUAUUUAAUUUUUGCACAAAUAUAAACGACGAACUCAUCUGUUUAGGAGAAAACACCAAGAAAUAUGUCGUCCACUGAAGAGCCUUCUGGGACAGUCCUACACCGGCUCAUCCAGGAGCAGCUUCGCUAUGGAAACCCUACAGACACCCGCACCUUAUUGGCCAUCCAGCAGCAGGCCCUGCGUGGAGGCAGCGGUAGCAAUAGUGGACCCAGCAGUGGAGGUGACAUGGGCAGGAGCCCACGAUCCUCUUUGGAGAGUCUCACCCAAGAGGAACCUCCUUUUCCUCAGCUCUCUGCAAGGCAGGAACCUCAGGGCCAGGAGCACCAGGGGGACUACCAUCAUUCAGAAAGCAGCUACCAGCUCUACCAGCUGCACGGGGAAGAACUGCCAACAUAUGAGCAGGCCAAGGCACACUCUCAGUACCUGGCCACUCACUGGGGAACCACAGGCCCAAUCAGGCAGCUCCACGAGGGGACUCUCCUACAUGAGGGGGCUUUUCAUGAAGAGACUGAUCCAAUGGAGCUAAAGUGCAGUCAUGCACGGUCACUCAGCGAGCAUCGCAUGCAGAUAUCUCUGGAGAGGAAUGAUGCUGCUGCAAAGGCUGAGGCCCUCAAGAGCACCUCUCACAGCUACCCUGAGCUUCCCUACUACUCACCCCAGGGCCUUCUAAGCAUAGGACCCAGCCUGGAUAAGCGCACCCCACCUCCAGAGUACUCAGUCCCUAUCCAGGGCCAAGGAUUUAUUACUCAGCAGGUCCAGGAGCCGGUGCAAGCACAGCAGCACAGGUACAGAGACAACUUUGAAAAACACGAUCAUGUGUGUGAAACUACUUUAACAUUACAUCAUGUUUUGUGGUGUAGUUUUUGUACGAGCGCCAGCAGUGUAAUCACGCUCCAGGACUCGUCAUUGUGUUUCACAUGCGUAAACACAUACUUAUUGAUGUUAGUCACAGCGUACUGAUUUCCUUCUUGACAUACUUAGAGCAAAACAAGUCCAACCCUGUAGCUGGUUGUAAUGCCAGGCAUACUGGAACAGGAUAGUUUCACAUGCUUGGGUUGCCUCAGAUGCUUUUACUAAAGUAUGUUCCUCAUAUAGGCUUUUACAUUCUUCACAGCCACUAGAGUCAGCUUGUCUGCUUGCUGGUAGGAAAUAGCGACAGAUUUUUGAGAUCUGGCUUCAAAAAAAAAAAAAAAAGAAAAAACUCACACUUUCAACUUGCAAAAGACAUUUCAAAUCAUCAAAAACAGCUUCAAGUUAACAUAUACGUUUCUAUCGCUCCUCUUGUAGGUUCGUCCAGUCUGUUCAGCCAACUGAACUCCCCUGCUACAGCACAUUCACUAGCCUGCCCCCUGCUGGCCUGGAGGAGCCAAACCAAGUGGAGCUGCUGCUGAUAGAGAAUGAGAGGCUGAGGCAAGAGCUGGAAUCCCACAGGGAGAAGACUGGCCGUAUACAGAAGGUAAGAGUGAAAGAUGUAGAAGUGAAAGUGGUAUUUUAUACAGCUGACAUCCCUAACAGAUGUUUCCUCGCGCCUGUUAAACUCUAAAGUUACUGACAGCAGCUGAAUACUUAAAAAGUGAAUUCAGAGGGAAAGCAUCUCAGCCACAUGUCUAUGAAACACAACUCCAGCGGACAGUUGUCUUCCCUGCCGUCCAACCUCCAGGCACACUCCCUCAGUUGAAGCAGGACAGAUGAGAUCAGCAGCUGCUACCUUUCAUACCACAGAGGCACAAACAGAGGUCACAGCCUGCUACUGUGUUUACACACUCUUCUCAUUGUGGGGCUGACCUGGUAGAGGCCAGAGAGCACGCUCAUGUGUGUGUGCGUGCUUCCAUGGAGGCCAUAGAUUUUUGGUGUAAUCUAGGGCUUGUCAGGCGGCAGUCGAUUGGGUUGUGACCUGUGCAUACAGCUGUUGGGGGUGGGGGUCUCUGUAGCAGGUGGUGCGUUAGAAGUGAAAGGUCUGUUGUUUUUCUACCUUUGUCUUUUAGCUACAAUCUUCUGACAGCAAAACGGGCCCAGUACAAGAGAUUUUCUUGUUUGACAUGGUGGAAACAGCUUCCCAGACACUUGACACCUUAGCCAAUCUUUGUAAAAAUCCACCCUCUCUCUGCUGGAGUUAUGUCACAUGGUCCUUGUCUCAGCCUUAAAGAAUGAUAAUUGCCAGGGUUGGAAAGUUUUCUCCGUCAGGCCGCAGCCCUGAGUAAACAUGCCUGUGUGACUGCUAUAAUGGUGGGUUUCUCUUUGCCGUUUCCACAACUCCAGGCACAGGCAUGCACACCUUCCCUCCGCUGGCAGCCCUCCCGGACCUCUGCAUGCGUGUGUGUAUGCGGGUUCUUGUGUGCGCAUUCUGUAGUGUGUCCUGUAAAUGUGCACUCUUGUGCGCUCACACACCUGGAACCAGCGCUAUCAGCCCUCAGGAAUGUAGAUAUAAAUCAGCCUCACAGGGAGUGGUGCGGGCGCGAAUUCUUUCUUGGAGUUGUACCACACAUGCACACACAAGCGCGCACAAACCGAGUUUACUGUAAACACACAACCACAUAUGUGCCCAUAUGUUUAUCGUACGCCGUGUAUGUACAGCAACAUGAAUCAACAUUCCAGAGCCUCUCUUGCUUGCGAAGAAGGUCAACCCAAAAUUCUUGUCCUCUAUUCACGUCCUCCUCUCUAUUUCCUACUUUAACCCAUUUCUUGUCUUGUCUUUUUUUUGUAGUUGGAGCAGGAGAUCCAGCGUAUAUCAGAGGCCUAUGAGACACUGAUGCAGGGCAGCAGUAAGAGGGAGAACCUGGAGCAAACACUGAGAAAACGACUGGUGGCUGAAGUCAGGAGGCUACAGGACUUCAACAGAGACCUUAGAGGUAUGGCAUAUAUGUUAUGAUACCAUUUUAUGCAAAGAAAAUCUUAUGUUUGAAAAAAACUAAUUUUGAAACAUAUUCAUUCACAGAAAACUUGGAAAACGCCAGAACUCAUGUCGCAAAAGAAGUAGAAGUAGCCGACCAUAACCAGCACAUCAUGGCGAAGCUCCUUGAACAAAGUAAGAUCGCCGUCUAGUUCGGCUCAUACUCUAAGCUAAUUUCAAAUGUUUGAAUCUGACAACAAUGACUACAAGGAAAAGCCCUCCUAAAAAUCUGCUCCUGCGAUAGGAUCCAGUUUGAGAACUGCAGGUAACUCAUACCAAAUGUUGGUUCCCCGAACACAAAGAGCUGCAAAAGCAAGUCACUGUGAUCAGCACUAAAUCAGAUUGGAUUGGAUCAUAAUAUAACUUAAGGAUCCUUUUUUGUUGCUUUGACAUCCUGUAUGCAGGAAUUUCACUUGCAUAACAAGGUCAUUUGGCAAGAAGGCUAAAUAAAGGGGAAUUCAAUCCAUGCUGCAGGAAAUGAAUGGGCUGUAAAUCACAGAUUAGCAGUGGAAGCGGUGAAGCCGAGGCUCCCCCACCUGUUGUUAGUGUGAUUUAUAUUGUCUGUUUAAGGAACUGGACUCAAGCAGAGUGCUGCUGUUUGUAUGGCCUUGAUGAGGAAUGCUGUGCGCUAUGUGGGUCAAAGGGAUAGGGCGGCUUUCUCCCCCUUCCUCCUCCUCCUUUAUCCACUCAGCAUUCCAGAAGUGCUUCACUAAAUGAAGAACAUUGGCCACCAUGUAGCAAAUCUGGUGCUUGUUACUGGGGUUUCACUCAAGAGGGGGCGAAUUUGUAAAAGAAACCUCAUGCGGAUUUGAAAAUCAUUUUUCAAACUAUUCUCUAAGCAUGUAAUUAACCCAGCCGCCUUGUCUUUUUCUUCCUUUCAGAUGAGGAGCAGAACUUUGAGAGGGAGCGCAUCGAGCGGGAGGUGCAGCGAUUGCGCACCACGGCAGAGGAGCAAAGCACCAGAGCGAAACGGCUAGAGGAGGCCCUGGAGACUGCUCGCGGACGGGGUCGCCAGCUCGAGGAGGAAUUGAGGAGGAAGAGGGCUUACGUGGAGAAGGUGGAGAGGCUUCAGAGCGCGUUGGCUCAGCUUCAGUCCACCUGUGAAAAAAGGGAGAGCCUGGAGAUGAAGCUACGGACAAGACUAGAGCAGGAGCUGAGGAGUCUGAGGGCACAACAGGUACAUAGCUUUUGCAAAAUGCUGCCAGAAUUAUUGAUGUUCACAUUUCUGUACCAGAACUUAUCAGUCAACUUUAUUUCUGUCCACUACAGAGGCAGUCCCAGCCACCAGGAGUGACCAUGGGUUCCCUGCAAGAGCGAUUGCGUGAGCGAGAGGAGCGAAUCCUGGCCUUGGAAGCUGAUAUGGUCCGCUGGGAGCAGAAGUAUCUUGAAGAGAGCACCAUGAGGCAGUUUGCGAUGGAGGUGGCUGCCACUGCUGCUGCUCAGAGGUAAAGAACACCUUCUCCUGGCAUUUGCUGUAAAAUCCUGAGAGCACGCAGUGUAUAUAUAUCUAAAGGGAUUUGAGUCAAAGUUAAGUCAAGUCUUUUGCUUCUGCAGAGACACCACCAUCAUUAACCACUCGCCCUGCCACUCCUCUAACAACAGCUUCAACGAGGAGCUGCCAGUCGCUGACUACAGGAAUCAGGAGAUGGAGAACAGGUGUGCACUCAUUUUAAACUCUUAUUUCAAGAAGAUCAACCUUUUUGGCGUCUUUUCUCACGGUGUUUCUUUUCUUGACACGAUUUUUUUCCUGUUUCUGUUCCACAGGAUCCGUGCGCUCUAUGCUCAGAUCUUAGAAAAGGACGCUGUGAUCAAGAUCCUCAACCAGCGGCUGCACCAGGACCAAGGCAAGAGGGAAGAGCAAAGUUACCGUACAAAUCUUUUGAAUAUGGCGGGGGCUCCUCUUCGACCUGCCUCCUCCACUCCCGCCAUCAGCAUUACAGCGAGCAGCACGAAGCUUAGAGGUGAGCAGCAUCGUGUUGCCUUCUUCAAGCACAUCUAGAUCGAGUCAAAUUUGCGUAAAAGCAUAGUAACAUCUUUGUUAUCGGUGAGAGUACCCCACUGACUGAUCCUUUUCUACUUGAAGGGAAGAGUCUCUCCGAUGAUCAGACCCUGCCGAGCCGUCAGUUCUCCGCUCAGUCUGAACCCGGAACAUUAGAGCGGCAGGUAGAAGGAACCAAACCUAGAGAGACUGCCAACAUCACUAAGCUCAACAAUGGUGAGUGAUCUAUCAAAAAUGCAUGAGUAUAUUUGGCAAGGAGAGCCAAUAAUCCCAUAAUGCUCUGCGUGUAUAACUUGAAUGAUAAAUGAUUAGCACACAUGCAGAACAGAGCGGAGGAAUGCACUCUUCUGUCUGCAUAGAGCGAGUUUUGGACCCCGACUUUGUGGAUGUCCACAUUGAUUAACCGUUCCGCCUCUAAGGCAGCCAAUCAGAUAGCAUGUGUGCAGGUCACAGUUCAUCAUGCGGGCCAUGAGGAAUGUGCAUGGUUAGGAAAUAGUGUAGAUCUGUUGACUGAGCACAUUGUCAGUGUUUUUGACAGUGGAAAAUCUUUGUUAACCUGUAGACAUGAAAGUUAAGCUGAAUCGCUGAUACUUUUCAACUGAAUAAUGAUUCACUCUUUUUUUCCUCCUUUUUUGUAGACAAGGCAGUACCUAAAAAGAUGCAGUUAAACCCCUUCAAAGGCCUGGAUGAGCUGGAGUCAGAGGCAGUGGAAAUCUUCAUAUAAAGAGUUGGAAAGUGAAUUCUGAACAAGAGAAAAAGAAAUCAGCAGAUCUGUGAAAAGAGGACGGACUAAACAAGAAUGUUGAGUAAAGAGGCCAAUGAAUGAAAAAAGGACUAUUUUCAUAUUUUAGAGAGCUGUGCUCUAACUCACUCUUAACCCUCACUGAACUGGACAACUGCAGGCAGUCUGCCCAGUCAGGAGAGAAAAGGUGAAUCUUUUGAGGUACUUGGACAGUAUUGUGGAUUGUAAUCAGGCAACAUGUUCUCAGAGAGUGUAUGCCUAAAUAUUUAUAUAAUUAUAUAUAGUAUUGCUGCUUUCCCUCUUUAUGACCCCUUUUCUCCUUUCAUAAUCUAAUAAAUUAAGAAGCUACAUAUUUAUCUUGUCUAGAUUCCAAAUUCCCUAAAUAUCUUGUAAAGCCUCAAGCUCCUCCAGACAAAUAUUUAAUGAAAGGUUAUCAAUUUGACCCACAGCCCCUCUUCUCCUUCAAAUGAUACGGCAUCAAUCUGAGUAAUCUCACCCCCCUCACAUGGAUCUUAUCUGUUUAGAAAGUCUUACCUGUUUUCAAUAAAUUAAAUUGAUAAGACAUGAAACACUGCUGAUUGUAACGCUCUCCCUGUUCGUGUUUCUUGAACUGAAGGAGCUGGUUCUGCUGAAGUUUUAGAUCCACCUGAACAGAGAGAUGCAGAUUAUAUGAAAGACAGUUUGGUUUUUCUUUUUGUUUUUUUUGUUUUUGCCAAAUGUUUGUAAUGUUGGGAGGGUGCUGUAUCAUGGUGUUGAUUUCAUCAUCUGUUGCUUUUUUUUCCCUGAUAACUUCUCAGAGUAUGUUUGCAUGUGUGAUUACAGUAUGUGAGUGUGUUUCCCGAUGCGGUGAUUCUGCUGGUUUGGUCACCACUGAGGGAAAAGAAGUUGAAAACUACAGCGUGUUGUUUACUGUGAGCUUUGAACUAACAAACAGGUUAAUUAUUAUUAUUGUUAUUAUUAUUAUUAUAUAUUUUAUACAGAAGUUUGUAUUAUUUUAGUUAUGGUAGUGCUUUGAGCAGGAUGCCAAAGAGUUUAUGUAUGUUUGUCAUUAAGUUAUGUGCCGACAAUCACGGUCAUGUCAAGCUGUACACAACCAACCAAGUGUUGACUUAAAAAAAACAGACAUUUCUGUGAACUUCAACCCAUAUGAAGGUUACUGCAGUUGAAAUCUUGCAACAUUUCAUAAAGCAAUAAACUAUUCUAAUAUA